Molecule: messenger RNA, 1224 nt
Organism: Fusarium redolens
Lineage: Eukaryota; Fungi; Ascomycota; Sordariomycetes; Hypocreales; Nectriaceae
Exons: 7
Coding region: 1-1080 (359 amino acids)
Molecular function (GO): metallopeptidase activity
Source: RefSeq, a predicted model, not a curated record
AUGAAACUCUACUAUCUCCUUCCCCUUUUCGCUAGCCUCAGCUUAGCCGCCAAACUCGAUCUAUGGGACGUAGACGAUUCCUGCACUCCCUAUCGGGAUGCUCUACAAAAGGCCUACAACGACGCUGAAGUCACGGCAGUAAAGAGCCAAGAUGACCUUGAGACUUUACUCGACGGUCGACCAAGGUAUUCAAAGCAGGAUGCUAGCAGUGUCAGCAACUGGGACCGCGUUGCUCGCGCCGUGACCAACAUGUUUGGUUUCGUCCCUAAUAAGGGUGGACAUGACCCCAAAGAGUCACAUUACUCCAACGUCAUGUAUGUCUUCGACCGUAUGGAGAAGGCGCUUCACCAAGGCGUUAUGGUUUCUGGAAAUGGCUACGGCGGACUUAAACCUCUCAUCCUCUGCGAUCAAAAUAAGUUCAAAUGGAUUAGGAAAGACGACAAAGACCCAAACGACCCUGCGAAUCAUCCUGUACGUGAGUCUAGAGCAAAUGAAAUCAAGGGUAGCGCUGUGAAAAAGUCUAUUGGUCUUUGUGAUGGUGGGGACAUAUGGGCUGUUAGAUUGACUAGAUUUGAUCUCGUCACUUUCUGCCCAAGAAGCUUUAUAGACGAUGUGGCUAAUACCAAAUCGGCUGUUGAUGCAAGGGGUUCCGUGAAGAUUGGUGAUGGGUUGGAUAGCUUUGGACACACGAGUCUCUCUCGGGUCAUGGUACAUGAGCUUGCGCACUGGUUUGGAGGUUCUAGGAGUGGAGGACCAGAGAACCGGGAAGUCCCUGAUCAACCAGUGGUCGGCAAAGAUGGAGAUUUCGUUUAUCGACAUCCUAUUACCAAGAAGUUCACAACAGAUGCUUCAACACCAAACAAACAAAAGAUCGUUACCUACGAUUAUUUCCCUAUCGGGGAAUAUGCUGGCAAUACUGGGCCGAGCAAAGCAACAAUUACAGCUGAGGCAUAUGCUAUCUUCGCUAUGAUGUCGUACAUGGAUAAUUUCGACUGGGCAGAUGAUGGAAAGUCAAAACUCCUUACGCAAGAGAUUCCGUACAACGACUUACCGAAUAACAAGGAAGCCCGCUUGGGGUGAAGAGUUUCUCCGAUUCAUAUGCACUUAGUAAACUGCCCUCCUCAAUAAGACAUCAUACGUUUAUCGGUUCGCGGUUGUCUCUGUCAUGUCAGAGGCUUAAAUGUCUAGAUUCUUUAGAUAAUCGUAUAUACUGUGCUGAGGUAC